Molecule: messenger RNA, 1838 nt
Organism: Phyllostomus discolor (pale spear-nosed bat)
Lineage: Eukaryota; Metazoa; Chordata; Mammalia; Chiroptera; Phyllostomidae
Gene: HPGD
Product: 15-hydroxyprostaglandin dehydrogenase
Exons: 7
Coding region: 183-983 (266 amino acids)
Cellular component (GO): cytoplasm
Molecular function (GO): oxidoreductase activity, acting on the CH-OH group of donors, NAD or NADP as acceptor
Source: RefSeq, a predicted model, not a curated record
CGCCCGAGAGUGUUCAGUCCAGGUGACAGAGUCCUGGGUGCCCCAGGGUUGGCCUGACAGUUUCAUCCCCGCCCACUUGCAGGAGAGCGCUGGGCCGGGUCGCUAGCGCUCCAGGAACAUAAAAGCCGCUGCGGCGGCAGCGGCGGCGGCGGCGGCGGAGACGCACAAGCUGUGGCCACACCAUGCACGUGAACGGCAAAGUGGCGCUGGUGACUGGCGCGGCUCAGGGCAUCGGCAGAGAGUUUGCAGAGGCGCUGCUGCACAAGGGUGCCAAGGUAGCGCUGGUAGAUUGGAAUCGUGAAACAGGUAUGAAGUGUAAAGCUUCUCUGGACGCGCAGUUUGAACCUCAGAAGACUCUGUUCAUCCACUGCGAUGUGGCCGACCAGGAACAACUGAGAGAUACUUUCAGAAAGGUUGUAGACCACUUUGGAAGACUGGACAUUUUGGUCAAUAAUGCUGGAGUGAAUGAUGAGAAACACUGGGAAAAAAUGCUGCAAAUUAAUUUGGUUUCUGUCAUCAGUGGAACUUAUCUUGGUUUGGAUUACAUGGGGAAGCAAAACGGAGGUGAUGGCGGCAUCAUCAUCAACAUGUCAUCUAUGGCAGGACUCCUGCCAAGUGGACAACAGCCUGUUUACUCUGCUUCCAAGCACGGUGUAGUUGGAUUCACGCGCUCGGCAGCGGUGACUGCUAAUCUUAUGAAAAGUGGUGUGAGAAUAAAUGCCAUUUGCCCAGGCUUUGUUAAUACCCCGAUCCUCGAAACCAUUGAGAAAGAAGAAAACAUGGGACCCUAUAUAAAAUAUAAGGAUCACAUCAAGGAUCAGAUGAAAUUCUUUGGGGUUAUGGACCCAUCAGUGAUUGCCAAUGGAUUAAUAGCACUCAUCGAAGAUGAUGCUUUAAAUGGCGCUAUUAUGAAGAUCACAAAUGCUAAGGGGAUUCAUUUUCAAGACUACGAUGCAACACCAGUGCAUGUGAAAGCUCAGUGAACAUCUUCUGCAUCAGCCAUCUCUGCAAAUAAACACAAGCGGCUUAUACUCAGACCAUAUCUUCAUUUGAAUAUAGUUUUUUAAGUAAAAUGUUAUUAUUUUACUCUUGCCUUCAUGCAUUUGAUGUUAAUUUUUCCUAUGCAAUUAGUCAAGUAUACAGAUUCAAAAAUAGAAACCAUCAAAAAUAUAAUAUGGACCAAAGCUAGAUUUUGAUUCUUAUAGUUCGAGUAAUGAUUACGACAAAGGAUAUUCAAGGAAUAUUCUGCUUUUCAGAAAAUGUAUUUAAAUCUGUGGUUCAUAAAUAUUAAUGUUUUUCAGAACAUCAUUUUAAAGGAGAUACUUGAAUGUUAUUGAAAUCAAGCCAGAUGUAAAAAAACCCACUCGUUUCAAUAUUAGCAUUUUAAAACAGUGAGGCUACUUUCAAUGGCAAAUCUUUAGUAACGAUAACUUUUAUUUAUAUGCCAUCUUUCAGCUGAACAGUUCAGAUCUUUAAAAAUGUGACACAUUUAGGGGCCAGUAGUUAAGGAAUAAAUUACAGUGUCAUGUAUCCUAGAUGAAAAAUCUGAUGUAUGGAAAAAUGACGGAAUGUAACUGGCUGAGAUGUUGAUUCACAGCUCAGCUUCCCAUCUGGGAAGACAUUUCUUUCCUCUUUGCUUACUUUAAGAACUUUCAUUGAUUCCAAGAAUCUCAGGAAUGAAAUUUUUAACAGUUACAGCAAAAAGGAUAGUUGUUGCUCCUAAAAUGUUAUGUUUAAGAUAUGCCCAUUAAGAAAAAAAAAUGUUAUUUUUUUCAGAUUACUUCUUUGUUUAUUUGUACCAACUUCAAAAGUGCCUACCUGAUGAUUAAACUUUUUUU